Molecule: messenger RNA, 1752 nt
Organism: Acanthisitta chloris (rifleman)
Lineage: Eukaryota; Metazoa; Chordata; Aves; Passeriformes; Acanthisittidae
Gene: DCAF12
Product: DDB1 and CUL4 associated factor 12
Exons: 8
Cellular component (GO): Cul4-RING E3 ubiquitin ligase complex
Molecular function (GO): protein binding
Source: RefSeq, a predicted model, not a curated record
UUAUUUGUAGUAGACGUCCAGACUGGUCAAAUUACCAAGAUUCCUAUCCUGAAGGAUCGUGAACCUGGCAUGGUGAACCAGCAGGGAUGUGGUAUCCAUGCCAUUGAGCUCAACCCCUCGAGGACCCUCCUGGCGACAGGUGGAGACAACCCUAACAGUCUUGCAAUUUAUCGUCUGCCUACACUCGAUCCUGUCUGUGUGGGAGAUCGAGAUGGGCAUAAGGACUGGAUAUUUUCCAUUGCAUGGAUCAGUGAUACUAUGGCUGUUUCUGGUUCCCGGGAUGGUUCGAUGGGUCUCUGGGAAGUCACAGAGGAUGUGUUGUCCAAAAGUGAUGCCAGGCAUAAUCUCUCGCAAGUUCCUGUCUAUGCCCACAUAACACACAGAGCUCUGAAGGAUAUCCCCAAGGAGAACACCAAUCCUGACAACUGCAAAGUCCGAGCAUUGGCUUUCAACAAUAAGAACAAGGAGCUGGGAGCUGUGUCCCUGGAUGGGUAUUUUCAUCUUUGGAAAGCAGAGCACACACUAUCAAAGCUACUUUCUACCAAGUUGCCAUACUGCAGGGAGAACGUGUGCUUAGCCUAUGGUCAGGAGUGGUCAGUGUAUGCAGUAGGAUCACAGGCACAUGUCUCCUUUCUGGAUCCGCGACAGCCUUCUCACAGCGUUAAAUCUGUCUGUUCCAAAGAACGAGGCAGUGGUAUUCGGUCGGUGAGCUUCUACGAGCACAUCAUCACGGUGGGAACAGGGCAAGGCUCCUUGUUGUUCUACGAUAUCCGAGCCCAGAGGUUUCUGGAUGAAAAGCCCCCGCGUGGCUGCUUUGGACAGAAGCAGAAGUUAGGAGGAAGUGAAAUUCUGAAGUUGACAACGGGGAAAGGUUGGCUGAAUCACGAUGAAACCUGGAGGAAUUACUUUUCUGACAUAAAUUACUUCCCAAAUGCUGUUUACACCCACUGCUACGACUCGUCUGGAACGAAACUCUUUGUGGCAGGAGGCCCCCUUCCAUCAGGACUUCAUGGGAAUUACGCUGGUCUCUGGAGCUAAAAAUAACUCUUCGUAAAUGCUGAUCUCUACACAGAUUUCCACUUUUCCUUUUUUUAACAACGAAAUUGUGUGAUGCCAUUGAUUCCUGAUUUAAAUGCAAGUUGUUUUUUGGCAGAGUUUUCUGUUGGUCUCCAACAGUUUUGUACAUCUUUUUGAACCAGUUUUUUGCUUUAACCUCCUUGAUCCUUUAUAUGAAGGGGUUUUGAAGUUCUUUUUUAUUGUAUUUACUCCAAAUGACUCUUCCCCCACAUUUAGGCUGUCUUGGCCAUGUGCCCCCUCCUCUACUUUGCUGUGAGGUAGGAUUCCUUUCUUAUAGAGUGGUUGCUCCUGGGCUUUCUGUGAAAGUCUCCGGGCUGCGUGUGUGCAGGUACUUUGUGUCAGUUCCAUUACCUGGAGUGAGGACUACUUGUAAUUAAAAAAAUAUGAAAAAUAUUUAUAAGAGAUAAGCUACUACUUUAUCUGCAGAGCCUGGCCCUGGCCUGGGUUGAUCUUAUUUUUUGAAAGUACAAGUCUAAUGACUCUGUUUAUAUGUAGAGGGAUACAGUAAUUUUAAGCUGUAUUCAUUGGAGCCCACGAACAGAUACCCCAGAGGUAUUGCCCAUCAAGUCUGAAGUUCAGGAAUUCUAAAAAGAGCGUUUUUCUUCCAGUUGUAGUUUUCAGCAGUGCCAAGAGCAAAAAUUGACCUUCUGUUUUUUCACUGCAUGUCCCAGGUAU